Molecule: messenger RNA, 639 nt
Organism: Ilex paraguariensis (yerba mate)
Lineage: Eukaryota; Viridiplantae; Streptophyta; Magnoliopsida; Aquifoliales; Aquifoliaceae
Source: the annotation of a GenBank genome assembly
AUGAGCAGGUUAAUGAUGUUGUGGUUUGUUGUACUGUGUUGUUGGAGGAGUAAUCUGGUACCGAUUGCUGAAGCUAUAUGGCUGAACUUGCCGAGUUCGGGGACAAAGUGCGUGUCGGAGGACAUCCAGAUCAACGUUGUAGUUUUGGCAGACUACUCCGUCAUCAACGAUGGGACUUCUCAUAUGCCCACCCUCUCUGCCAAAGUAACAUCCCCAUAUGGAAACACUCUCCAUAACAAGGAGAAUGUGACCGAUGGUCAAUUUGCCUUUACAACUACCGAGGCCGGCAACUACUUGGCAUGUUUCUGGGUAGAUAGCAAUCAUCAAGGAGGUUCUGACAUAACUGUUAGUCUUGACUGGAGAAUUGGAAUUGCUGCAAAGGAUUGGGAAUCAGUUGCAAGGAAAGAUAAGAUUGAGGGUGUUGAACUUGAGUUGAGGAAACUUGAAGGAGCAGUGGAAGCUAUCCAUCAAAAUUUAAUAUAUCUUAAAACUAGGGAAGCAGAGAUGAGGGAAGUGAGUGAAAAAACCAAUGGCCGAGUGGCAUGGCUCAGUAUCAUGUCCCUUGGCAGCUGCAUCGUGGUUUCAGUUUUGCAAUUGUGGCAUUUGAAGCGCUUCUUCCGGAAGAAAAAGCUCAUUUAG